Molecule: messenger RNA, 282 nt
Organism: Gaeumannomyces tritici R3-111a-1
Lineage: Eukaryota; Fungi; Ascomycota; Sordariomycetes; Magnaporthales; Magnaporthaceae
Exons: 1
Coding region: 1-282 (93 amino acids)
Source: RefSeq, a predicted model, not a curated record
AUGCACCCCCGUCGCUUCUCCAAAUCCCUUGGGGUCGUGGGACUGGAGAAAAGCCGGCUGGGCUGCCAAGAGGAGGGUCGAAAAUCGCGCGCCCAGCCGGAGAAGUACGCCGAUCGCUACGGCGCGACGGCCGGAAAGCGUAGGGCGGAAGGUAUGCCGCCGAGAUUGCUUCUCCAACGGGCCAAGAGACUUGGAGAACCCCCGCAGGCGCAGCUGCAGCCCGGAGUUGAGCGGGCUCAGCCGUCAGCCUCAGGGUCCAAGAAAGUAUUUUUCAGGCCUUAG